Syngnathoides biaculeatus (alligator pipefish) is the source of this 1201-nucleotide messenger RNA. RefSeq names its product synuclein, gamma b (breast cancer-specific protein 1) (gene sncgb). Gene Ontology annotation, cellular component: axon terminus; neuronal cell body; cytoplasm. The transcript is spliced from 5 exons. Gene Ontology annotation, molecular function: cuprous ion binding. Gene Ontology annotation, biological process: synaptic vesicle endocytosis; chemical synaptic transmission; synapse organization. The record is from RefSeq and is a predicted model, not a curated record. The coding region runs from base 128 to 469 and encodes 113 amino acids. Lineage: Eukaryota; Metazoa; Chordata; Actinopteri; Syngnathiformes; Syngnathidae.
CAUCCCGCCGCACGCUCACCGCCAAGCAGCCGGCACCCCCUCGCCGCCGCCGCCGCCCCCCCUCCACCCCUCGAGCCCACCGACCCAGCCAGCGAGCGUCCGCCAGCAGCCGUGCCGUCGCCCCACGAUGGAUGCGCUCAUGAAGGGCUUCUCCAUGGCCAAGGAGGGCGUGGUGGCGGCCGCCGAAAGGACCAAAGCCGGCAUGGAGGAGGCCGCCGCCAAGACCAAGGAAGGGGUCAUGUAUGUCGGUAACAAGACGAAGGAGGGCGUUGUGUCGUCAGUAAAUACUGUGGCCAACCGGACCGUGGACCAGGCCAACAUCGUGGCCGACACGGCCGUCAGCGGCGCCAACGAGGUGUCGCAGGCCGCCACGGAGGGCGUGGAGAACGUCGCCGCGUCCGCCGGGCUCCUGAACCAGGGAGAAUACGGAGCGAUGGAGCAAGGUGGCGACAGAGGAGAGGGCUACUAGUUCCAGUCAGGACUCGAUCUCAAGCGGCACCUCGCACCCCUUCGACCUUUGCCUCGCUCAACAAGAGUCCAGGUGUUUGUUUUCUAUUUAAUUUUUUUGUGGUUUUUUUUUUUUUUUGGGGGGGGGGUGACUUUUAAACAGAAUCACACCUUUAUCUGGGUGGGACUCUUCCGGAUGCAGCACCCCCCCCUCCCCUUCGCCUCCCGUGUGUCAAGUGUCAUCCCAAUUACGCAACCUAAUCCUGGAAGCAAAAAAAAAAAAAAAAAAGACGUGCACAUGCAUGAAAUACACAGAAACCACACAAUAUUGCAACUUCCAAAAAAAAAAAAAAAAAAAUACAAAUUCAAUUGACAAGAAAGGCUUUUAAAAGACCAAUUGAAAAAAAAAAUGAUUCAGUGUCUGACUACACAAAAAUGCGUGCAGGUUUUUUUUUACAUCACUAGAUUUGCAUGGCAUCACCCAAUCACCACAGAGGAAACUUUCAUCAUGGAGUGACGAGAGUGUGCAGAUGGAAUUGUGGGAACUGUAGUUGUUUACGACCAUUUUCAACUCGUACAUAAUCAGCUGUGCUCCUGCCCAGUGUUCCGACAAGGCCAUUCGACAUGACACCACUGUGUGUUGCCUUAUUAAACACACACAUACACACCCUUGUUGCCAUCAAUGCUGAUUUUAAAAAAAAUGUGUCCAUGCGAAAUAAAUUUGUGUUUGUUGAUGUUGGAAAACACUUUGCGU